GCAGUUUGGUUCAGUUUGAAGCACAGCUGCUUACAGCUGCACAAUGACCGACCCAUGAAUGUCGAUCAACGUUCACACACCCGUUCACGCCGUCUAUUUGUCCCGAGUGUCCGACUCAAGGUGGCGGCGGAUCGGAUUUUUUUGCCCUGGACGCAAACUCAGCUCUUGCCGAAACUUGGACGGGAGAAUGGCUUUCUGGCUCGUUCAGUUCUUGACGGAGAUAACUGACAGCUGUGAGACUUUUUUCACUCUUACAACCUCCGGACGAGAGUGUUUCCAAGCUACUAGAGGCGAUGACGUGACUCACUGAUGCAUCCGUUCCAUCAGCGACACCAUGUGGGACCUAGUCACCUGGAUUCGUACGGUGACAACAUCCUUAUCUACCACAAGAACAAGACGUCCGGCUGGCCGCCCCCCGGUCCAGGUACCUGGCAGGGGCCGCCGUACAGCUGGGACAGCAUGAACAACAGCAGAGAUGGCCGGAACUGUCUUACCCACCAAGUGUCGCAGAGCAGCUCCCUGGAGGAAGUUCAUCUGGACGGACUACCGCCUGCGCCUCGCCUGGUGGAGAUGAGGCGCGAUCCUGUCCUGGGUUUUGGCUUUGUGGCUGGCAGUGAAAAACCAGUCGUGGUACGCUCCGUCACGCCAGGUGGUCCAUCAGAAGGAAAGCUGUUGCCAGGGGAUGAGAUCAUUCUGAUCAACGAGGAACCUGUCAGUUCUGCUCCAAGAGAACGAGUAAUCGACCUUGUCAGGAGCUGCAAAGAAUCCAUCCUAUUGACUGUCGUCCAACCAUAUCCUUCCCCUAAAUCAGCCUUCAUCAGUGCAGCCAAAAAAGCCAUGCUCAAGUCCAAUCCGGUCAAAGUGCGCUUUGCCGAGGAGGUCAUUAUAAACGGCCAGGUUCCAAACCCAGUGAAGGACAACUCUCUUCUGUUCAUGCCAAAUGUCCUUAAGGUCUACCUGGAGAACGGCCAGACCAAGUCUUUCCGCUUUGACAGCAGUACCUCCAUCAAGGAUGUGAUCCUGACCCUGCAAGAGAAACUAUCCAUCAAAUGCAUCGAGCAUUUCUCCCUCAUGUUGGAGGAGAAGAUCGAGGGCCGCGGAAAUCGACUGCUUCUGCUGCACGAGCAAGAGAUGCUAGCUCAGGUGACCCGCAGGCCCGGCUCUGAUAAGAUGAAGUGUUUCUUUCGGAUCAGCUUCAUGCCCCGAGACCCCGUGGAGCUGCUGAGGAGAGACACCGUGGCGUUUGAAUACUUCUAUGUUCAGAGUUGCAACGACGUGGUGCUGGAGCGGUUCGGCCCGGAACUGAAGUACGAUGCGGCGCUUCGACUGGCGGCGCUGCAGAUGUACAUUAUCACCAUGACAACCAGACUGAGCCAGAAAGUCUCACUCAAAUACAUCCAGAAGGAGUGGGGCCUGUCGCUGUUCUUGCCCCCCGCCGUGCUGACCAGCACCAAGGAGAAAAACAUCAAAAAAGCCCUGACGCACAUCCUCAAAACCAACCAGAACCUCGUGCCUCCCGGGAAAAAACUGACUGCUCUGCAGGCCAAGGUGCAUUACCUGAGGUACCUCAGUGAGCUCCAACUUUACGGCGGGAGAGAGUUCCAAUCAAUACUUCUGCAAGGCGAGAAGCAGACGGAGGUGACGUUGUUAGUGGGCCCUCGUUACGGCAUCAGUCACGUGAUCAACACCAGGACCAACCUGGUGGCUCUGUUGGCCGACUUCAGCCACGUGAACCGCAUCGAGAUCCUCACCGAGGAUGAAAACAAUGUCCGGCUGGAGCUGCAUGUUCUGGAUGUCCGGCCCAUCACACUCAUCAUGGAGUCAAACGAUGCAAUGAACCUGGCCUGCCUCACCGCAGGCUACUAUCGCCUCCUAGUGGACUCAAGGAGAUCUAUUUUCAACAUGGCCCACUACAGCAGCCCAAUGGGCGAAGACAACAGCCAAGAUCGCAUCCUGGAAUGGCCAUACAGCACAUCCUUCGGGGACAGCGAGGAGCUGUCAACCAACCGGGCGGAGCUCUACAGGGACUCUCAAUACCCGGAUAAUGGGCCCACAGAAAACAGCCUCUCGUCUUACUUUCAGCAUUCUCGAAACCCUGACCGAGACCCCGAGACACGGCAAAGUCCGCUGCCUCCUCCCCUACCUCCCGCCACCAGACACAAACCCCAAGACUCACCUCGCAGUGCCAAAGUGUCGUUUAUUUUCGGAGGAAACCCACCUUUGAACAAGCCCAGGAGUUUAGGCUAUGAACAACUCCAGGAGAACGCAGAAGAACACGGGCAUAGUUCACCUUACUUGAACAAUGCAGACUUUGGGGUCCCGGACAGAGUGCCCUUCCAAUUCAGCGGUCUGACGCAUGUCUACAGCAACAUAAUAACCGAAGAAGGUGGCGAGGAGCCGCUGUUAAGAGAUCUGUUCUACCGUGACACGACGGACGAUGCGGAAGAUGACGACGAGGCCUCCUGCGAAGAGGACUCCACUGGGGGAACACCAUUGGGGGAGGCGGAACGAGGAUUGGCCACGGCGGCGAGCAAAACGACCUUCCUCAGCUUCUCCGGUUCUACUGAUGACAUCAUCGACCUUACGGCGCUGCCUCCGCCUGAGGGCGAUGACGCCGUGGACGACGAUGAGGAUGACUCGCUUUUACAGACGCUCAACCUCGCAAUCGCCGCCCCUCCACCGGGCUUUCGGGACAGUUCGGACGAGGACACGGUGCCCGAGGGCAGGCCACUGAGCCUGCAGGAUAACGAUGAUAUCCCGGUCUCAUUAAUCGAUGAAGUCCCGACUCAGGCGGAGGGAGGAGGAGAGGGGAGGAGGCAGCUGGAGAACACCGUCGUGAACACUCUGCAAGCACUUGAGGCUUUGUCCGUCUCGGAACAGAGACCGCCGCCACCACGGCCGCAAACCAGCAGUAACCAUUCAGGGGUUUACACAUCUCAAGGCCUUAGCCCGGGGUCUUCGUCUGACUCCGGAAAUGAGACUAACUCUUCAGAAAUGACCGAACUUUCUGAGCUGGCUGCCACUCACCGCCUCAGUGAGAGCCACAUGCGCCUCCUGGUGGCCACGAGGGAGGGGUACCAACCUUUACUGGAAGAGAAAACGGAGUUUCCGGUUUCUCCCAGCGCUGAAGGGACAACCCUGAAGAAAUCCCGUAGUCCACAGCAUCUCCGACCGCCCGCCGUUCCUCCGAGACGAAGCCCACAUUUGAACACGACGACAUUACGGCCGGCCAGCGUGGAAGGAAGAUCUCACUCAAACCUUUCCUCCACUCUCCAGCGUCCCAGUUCCACAACGCCAGGGGGCAAGCAUCACAAAAAGUCUGCAGACUCAAGCGGGAAGUAUAACACCUUUAGCACAAGAGAAGGCUACCGAGGUGGAAGUAAUGGCAACCUCCAUCUGGAAUUCAAUCAGCGUACCUCAUUUUCUGAUCGAGGAGGAAGCCAAAGAAGACACGAUUUAGUUUUGGAGGAAAAUUCCCAAGCUGAGGGCCAGGAUGUUAGCAGCCAUAGAAUCCCCCGUCCCGCUUUCUCAACAUCUGAUCGGCUUUUAGAUGGGACAACUCUUGGAGGGUGCUCUGCAGAUAAUAGAGGUGUUGAGGAAGACGAACAUCUGGUUGUAGCAUCAUUGUUGUCUCCGACUAAAAAACCCAGACUGGGGGGUUCGGACCAAGGAUCAGACAUACAGAAUGACCAUCAGCCUAUUUCAAGACAGCAGAGUGUUGCACGGUUGUGUGAGUAUCAUCUAGCAAAAAGGAUUUCAAACUUACAGGGUGAAGCUCAAAGUUCUCUUCAGGGCUCCCUGUGCUCGUCACUGGAUGCCGGAGGCAGUGCAAACAGCAGCGUCAGCGCCACCCCGACAGACUCACCGCUUGGUCCGGGCGCCAUUGAGUACAAGCACCACCGGAUGCAGAGGCACCCACUGUCUAGCUCCUCUUCAUCAUUACUCAGGGUCCUAAACUAUGACGAACUUAAACCCGGACAGAGCCCCCAAGCAAAAGACGUUCACCCCCACGCAGACCCGACCCUCCUUCGGAAAAUGCUGCCCAAUAUUCAUGCUCCUUCUACGGGGGCUGAUCCAGGACGUCCCUCCUCAGCCACGCCUUCAAAGCACAAAGAGACAAUUACGAGCAAAAAGCCGUGUUUGAAGGGGCCGAACCAGAAAGAAGGCAGUGAUGCAUACAGACAAUUGAUCAACUACCUAACAGUAAGCCAAAUGCACCAAGGAGGAAAGUUACACAGUGCAGGAAUGGGGGGAGGAGUAAAAAAGGACACUCGUCGCUAUAUCACAAGCAACCCUCAGCUAGUCGAAAUGGUCAAGAAUCGAGGGAACACAAUCGCUCGAUGCCAGUGUAUGCCAUCCUCCUUGUCGUCUCCUUUUGUUCGCCCAAAUCUGGUAAAUCCAAAUGCCUUGCAACUGACAAAUAGGGAUCACAAGCCGUACCACUCUGCCACUCUUCCUGCCAAACUAAAACGAAACCCUGAUAUGUACACUCAGGGCCCAAAUGAUAGGUUAGACCUGAGGCAUGGGAAUGCUGAGAGGAGAAGCUCCUUUUCUGGACUAGAAAGUGAGCUUGAGAGGAGCGGUAUGGACCCGGAGCACUUUUUGUCACUCUACAAGAGAGAUGAGGGCGGAGGGGCCGUUAGCAGACCACCACCUCGUUCAAGAAGCCAACCAAGUGGAGGCACAGACGACUGGUUCAGAUCAGACCCAAGAGAUGGGCAAGCAUUCCGUCAACCCUCCUGUCUCGGUGGUCAGCGAGCAGACCUCAACAGCCUCUCGUUAGGAAGGGGCCCUUCCGCUUUCACCAGGCAGGCCUCCACUGGGACUACGGCCGGCAUUUCCUCUCCACCACACCAUCCCCAGUCUCCACUUCCUUCGGUUUUAAUCCCAGCACAAGGCAACACUGCAUCUAGCCACUCUGGAUACCCACAUAAUGCCAUCCACUCGACAAUGCCACGCUCAAACCAGAACUACAUUCAUGCCAUCAGCCCGAUCCCGCCAACAUCAGAUCCCGUCAGCAAUUACUCACAAAGGGGCCGGGAACUGAAACGCAGCUCCAGCAAUAUCACCAAUAGUUCCAGUAGUGUUGAGGUCCUGUUUGAAAAUUCCAGCCGAAGCCAGAGCCAACAGCCCUUGUCACCAUCUGUGCCCCAGCAAGGAGACACUAAAGUCCACAGGAGGCCCGCGAGGAAACGUCUCUCCAAGAGUUACUCACAAGGCUCUGUGUCAUCCCACACUACAUGCUGGUCCUCGGGUAGCAGAAGGGCUUCUGUAGCAUUUCCUUUGCAGAAAGAUCAUAAACAAAUGAAGGGCUCUCAAAAACUGGACACUAGUCCUUGGAGGUGCAACGGACCUUUCAGCUACUGUUUCUUCACGCGUAAAAGUGAGGGAGAAGACGACGACGAGUGGGAGUCAACAAGACAAAGCCGUGGGGGGAGCAACAUGGCCAAUGACUGUGCCGCUUCAUUGGCUAUCUUCCCCUGCGGCUCAGCAGUGGAUGCAGCUGGAGAGCAGCUGUAUGGUGAGGUCCUCAACAACAUGAGCUUUAGCGACCGCCUGUCGCGGGUCAACGUCCUCAAAGACCGCAUGUAUAGCUUCCCUUCUGGCUUCACAGACGUCCGCCGCGACGCCAGCGAGCUCAUUGCGCUGGUUAGGUCCAGCAUAGGACGCUGCGACCGUGGUGCCCAAAUGCCGAUGCAGGAAGUAUCUCAGUCCAAGCAGCUCCUUUCGGUGGAGUCCAAAGAGUUAGGCCGUGCCUGCAGGCGAAUGGCGCAGGCGCACAGCAGCCCUGAAGAGAUGCUGCUCGCUGUGACUUGCAGCUUCCAGGUGCUGUGUUGUCUCUGCGAAGCUUGCAUGUGUCUUGUGAAGGGACUCAGUGCCUCAGCCUCUCACCAACAAAGAGAGGUUGUCGCCAAGGUAGAUGAGGUUGUUAUGAACUAUAUCUGUUUACUUAAGGCGGCAGAGGCUGCCACCGUGGGAGCACCGGGGGAGCAGAGCGUCAAGGCGCUGGUCAGACAUUCUAGUACCAUGUCCGCCAUUGCGAACGCCCUCACGCGUUCUCUUAAAACGCUGCUUAGCAAGUAGGGUUUCCUAUACUACUUUUGCUGUCUAGUGUGGCCUAUGCAGUCAGCAGAAGUCUGUCUUGAACUCAUUCCUAACUCUCGAGGCUGCUGCAGAAGUCGUAGGUUUUUUUUAAUGCAUGAUCUGGGCAGGAUUAACAUCAAAGUUCCUACCAUCAUAACAAACUUAAAGGAGAACUGCCCUUUUUUGGAAUGUUGUCCAUCACCCACAACCCCUAUGGGAGAUAAGAACAUAUGUUUUUCUCUUUUUAGUGAGAUGGAAAUAAUUAAAAACUGCCAGUACCAGCUGGCUGACGAUUCAGGCAAGGGGGAUUCAUCUAAUCUGCCAAUUGCUUGGGUUCCGUCACGUGAUUUCUUCCCACCUACUCAGUGUCCGCCCUGAGAUCGGUAGGUUGGGAGUUCAAACCCCGGCCGAGUCAUACCAAAGACUAUAAAAAAAAUGGAACCCAUUGCCUCCCUGCUUGGUACUCAGCAUCAAUGGUUGGAAUUGGGGGUUGAGUCACCAUAAAUGAUUCCCGGGCGCGGCACCGCUGCUGCCCACUGCUCCCCUUGUAUCCCCAUUACCUGCAUUGCUAACCGCCUCUUACUAGCCCUUUUUUUCUAUUUAGAAUGGACAAAAUGGGAAAAUGCUUGUGUGUCCUUGUCUCACAUUGGGAUUGUGGAUGAUGGGCAGCAUCCUCCAAAAAGAUCAGUUUACUUAUAAGUCCAACUUAAAAUAUGUUGAAAAGCAAUCCUCACUUAACUUGCUUUUUCUUAAUAUUUUAAUGUAUAUUUCCCCGAGCCAUACAGAUGUAAUAUAAUAUGUACUAAGUAGAAAUCCCUUUACCUGUGCAUUAUGUAACUUAGUUUUGAAAUUAUAUAUAUAAAUAUAUAUAUUGUACAUGGAUACAGUUGUAUUUAUUUGCAGUUACGAGUAUACAUGCCAUGUAUUUAUCUUUCACUUCCAAGUGCAGUUUUGCUACUGAUGCAUACAAUUGUGAAAGUCAGAAAUAAUUCUCACUGUACUAAAUUGAAGGUUGUGUUUGUCAACAUGAACUGUCCCUGUUGUGUUAGGAUGUAAGUGUCAGGUUCAAACACUGAUGACAUCUAUUUAACAAGACAAAAGGCAAAGAAUCAAACAGAGACAGAAUUAAAUUUAGACUCAGAUCUGAGGAGAGACUUGGCCACUGUACUCUCCGAACAGUCCUGCACCACGCUCUGACGAAAAAGGUUUACGUCUCCUAUUUUAUUUAGAUAUUCAAUGUUGACGCAACAACAUUUGUAACAACAGAAAUGGGGAGUAUGUAAACAGUCAUUGUUUUCGGUCACAUUGAAAACAAAAGAAGAAGAUGCCUCGGGCUUGGGCUCGUCCUGGAUUCAGCUUCGGCAGGUCUUUGAGGACAAUAGAUAACCCUUCUCGUCUCAUUCCAACAUACACAGCGGAAUCUUCCAAGACUUUGCUUGGUGCAACAAAGACAGAUCUCAUCCGUUCACUGGAAACUUAGAGAAUAGAACGUUUUUUUUGAUAAUUUACAUACAAUUUUUCUAACAGUAAGGAUCAUGCAAUCGACUACAAUUGCACCAUAUUUAACAGUGCUUUACAUUUCACCUCUUGAUUUCUUUAUAUAAUAAUAAAUAUUAUAUAAGGUAAUAAGCUCUCGGAGGAAAAACAAUAAUUGUGUACUACUCUCAUCACUACUAUUUAUAAAGGAUUUUAAUUUGUGAUGGAAUAUUUACCAUUUAAGACUGUAUUAGUUGUAUUCAAAUUAUUUUUACCUUUUUGUGUAUUAUCUGUUUUGGGAUCACCUCCGUGCUUAAACGUUUGUAACUAAACACUAUGUAUCUAAAUGCAGUGAUGUCUUACGACAAGAUACUUUUUUUUAAAAAAAGAAAACAGAAAAACAAUGCACAAUCCUAUUAAAAGAAAAAUAUUUUAAA
This is a messenger RNA of Nerophis ophidion (straightnose pipefish), 7997 nucleotides long. Its product is annotated as FERM and PDZ domain-containing protein 4-like. Bases 310 to 6084 code for a protein of 1924 amino acids. Gene Ontology annotation, cellular component: cytoskeleton. The record is from RefSeq and is a predicted model, not a curated record. The transcript is spliced from 16 exons. Gene Ontology annotation, molecular function: protein binding. Lineage: Eukaryota; Metazoa; Chordata; Actinopteri; Syngnathiformes; Syngnathidae.